GCAUCUGCAUCUUCUGCCUGAGAAAUUCCAUCUCCGCAAACGGUAAGUUGUCACUCUUCCAAGUAACUCUCUCCUUCUUCCCUCUCCAACGCUUCGGUACUUGUCAACUGGUUUCCCCCACACCCCUUCAUCCCCGCUCUGCCUGUCUGCUCCUCCAGGUUUCUCCAACUUACAUCGUUGUACCAUCAUCGAUAUGUAUUCCUGUUGCAUUUUAAAUAGUGGCUGACUUCCUGCUGUAGGACGAUAUCUUUCACUAUCAUCCAUCACUUACAUCUUGAUCUUCAAUUGAUCCUACAAAACAUUCAUCAAAAUGGUAUUUAUUCGCUCUUUCUCCCGUCAACUUAGACGGCCUGCCUCCUCUCUCCUGUCGGCCACAGGCUCUUUGAAGCCUACCGCUAGCCCUUUUCGAGCCUCUCCUCUGGCAGGGACUGUUUCCGGUGCACGUACGCUAACUGCUUCUGCGAGCCUACAGGGUAAAGUUCUUAUGGUUCUCUAUGAUGGCGGUGAGCAUGCCAAGCAGCAGCCUGGUCUUCUGGGUACCACCGAGAACGAGCUCGGUUUGAGAAAGUGGCUCGAGGAACAGGGCCACACUCUGGUCACUACCUCCGACAAGGAGGGCGAGAACUCCACAUUUGACAAGGAAUUGGUCGACGCCGAAGUCAUCAUCACCACUCCUUUCCACCCUGGUUACCUCACUGCUGAGCGUCUGGCCAAGGCCAAGAACCUGAAGAUUGCCGUCACCGCUGGUGUUGGCUCCGACCAUGUUGACUUGAACGCUGCCAACACCACCAACGGUGGUAUCACUGUUGCUGAAGUCACUGGCUGCAACGUCGUUUCCGUCGCUGAGCACGUCGUCAUGACCAUCCUGACUCUGGUCCGCAACUUCGUCCCCGCCCACGAGCAGAUUGCCCGCGGUGAGUGGGAUGUUGCCGCCGUCGCAAAGAACGAGUACGACUUGGAGAACAAGGUUGUCGGUACCGUCGCCGUUGGCCGUAUUGGUGAGCGUGUGCUCCGCCGUCUCAAGCCCUUCGACUGCAAGGAGCUGCUCUACUACGACUACCAGCCUUUGAGCCCCGAGGUUGAGAAGGAGAUUGGCUGCCGCCGUGUCGAGAACCUCGAGGAGAUGCUCGCUCAGUGUGAUGUUGUUACCAUCAACUGCCCUCUCCACGAGAAGACCCGUGGUCUCUUCAACAAGGACCUGAUCGCUAAGAUGAAGAAGGGCUCUUGGUUGAUCAACACCGCCCGUGGUGCCAUCGUUGUCAAGGAGGAUGUUGCCGAUGCCAUCAAGUCCGGCCACCUGCGCGGAUACGGUGGUGAUGUCUGGUUCCCCCAGCCCGCUCCCCAGGAUCACCCUCUCCGCUACGUCACCGGCCCCAUGGGCGGCGGCAACGCCAUGGUUCCUCACAUGUCCGGUACUUCAAUCGAUGCCCAGAUCCGCUACGCCCAGGGUACCAAGGCUAUCCUCGAGAGCUACUUCACUGGUCGCAACGACUACAGACUCGAGGACCUUAUUGUCAAGGAUGGUGACUAUGUCACCAAGGCUUACGGCCAGAGAAAGUAA
This is a messenger RNA of Aspergillus wentii DTO 134E9, 1561 nucleotides long. It is a transcript of the gene fdh, whose product is annotated as formate dehydrogenase (NAD+) FDH1. Gene Ontology annotation, cellular component: cytosol. NCBI's taxonomy places the organism in Eukaryota, Fungi, Ascomycota, Eurotiomycetes, Eurotiales, Aspergillaceae. The coding region runs from base 311 to 1561 and encodes 416 amino acids. The record is from RefSeq and is a predicted model, not a curated record. Gene Ontology annotation, molecular function: oxidoreductase activity, acting on the CH-OH group of donors, NAD or NADP as acceptor; formate dehydrogenase (NAD+) activity; NAD binding. The transcript is spliced from 4 exons.